AUGCAUUUUCCAGUGAGGUCUCCGACAUUAGAAGAAGAAGGCAAGUGCUGUGAUGAAAGCUUAGGAAAGUUCUGUAGUCAGGUUCUCAAUGCAAUGAAUUAUGAUGAUGUGCAUGUGAACUUCACUGCAGAAGAGUGGAGUUUGCUGGAUUCUUCCCAGAAGAAUCGCUACAAAGAUGUGAUGCUAGAGACCUACUGGAACCUCACUGCUAUAGGCUAUAAUUUGAAAGAUCAUCAUAUUGAAGAACAAAAUCAAACUUCUAGAAGUCACAAAAGGCAUGAAAGA
Arvicanthis niloticus (Nile rat) is the source of this 285-nucleotide messenger RNA. Lineage: Eukaryota; Metazoa; Chordata; Mammalia; Rodentia; Muridae. The record is from RefSeq and is a predicted model, not a curated record.